AUGGUCUCGGAAAACCGCCGCCCGACGCGGCACGACCAGCACGAGACCAGCGGCCUCCCGGCGCCCGUGCUGCGGAGCGUCGUGCUCCGCAUGAACGACGCGUUUCCCAAGCUCUACGAGAAGUGGGACGUCAAGGGCUGCAUGCGCAAGAACUGGUCGUUACUCUUCGAGCGCCUCGACACGGACAAGAGCGGCCGCCUCGACUACGACGAGUUCAAGACCGCGCUCACCGACGUGCUGGAGAUCCCGAUCCGAAGCAAGGACUCCAAGGUCCCCCGGAAGGAAGGGGAGAUAAAAGAAGAAGAGUUGGAAGGAUUGUGGGCGUAUGUGGACCACGACAAGAGCGGCGAAGUGACCAUCGACGAGUUCCAGCACGCCUGCUACUUGCUCAUAUUAGAUGACUGGCCCGUGCUCCAGAAGGCAACUUUACAACGCAUCUGCCAGCAGCUGAACGAUGCAUGUGUACAUGAAUAUUCGAAGGAGGGCAGCGGUGUCACGGACGGCAACUGGUUCAAAAUUUUUGGCCACUUCGACACCGAUGAAUCGGGAAGAAUGGGCUUCGAAGAACUCGAAGGUGUGACGCGCAUGCGGGACCCCGGCCUCAACCUCAGUGAAGCAGAUUUAACGUUGGACGAACUGCGGGGCCUCUGGCGGGCUUUGGAUGUUGAUUUUUCAGGCCUGGUCGACGUCGACGAGUUCAUGCACUUCAUGAAGGACCACGGGCCCCAGAUGCACCAAUUGACGGAAUAUUCCAAACAAAUGCGCGGUUUGGAGUCGCGGGCGACUACACCCUCUGGUGCUACCAAGGAGAAGAAGCCGAAAGUUGAGAAGAAGCCGGGCGUCUACUACCAACCUAAACAAAAGAAGCGGUAUACUGGAAGACCGAAUAAGGCCGAGGCGCGCGGUGCUGCGUUAGCUUUUUCGACGGCUUCUGCCUUCGUCGACACGUUUUCCGAUCUGGCGAAGGCCGACGACGGCUCCAAGGCUUUAUUAAGGCGCUACGCCGAGACGCAUAUUAGUGGGAGUGUUCCUAGAGUGAGAAAGCCCACUCCCAUCAAGUUAAGUAAAAGAAAGAGGGUGGUUCAACCAAUGGACUUGGAUAACCUCGAGGCCCCGCGCCCGAAGACGCCGCCGCCUCCUAUCAUAAUUGAGCGGGACCCGGGCGUCGGCUGCUGCGAGCCGCCCCAUUUGGACCCGCGGAGCGAGUUCUCCGCGUCCCAAAAAAUCGACGGGCCUCGGAAGGCGGCGAUGCCCCAAAAGCAGCGCGACGCUAUUAAGAAACGCAAGGCCGCCGCGCGCCUCGAGGAGAUCCAUCAAAUGCCUUUAGGCGACGCCGCGCGGGCGCUCAUGUCCGAUUGGGCUUCCACAAAAGAGGGCGGCGCGAUCCUGAGCCACGCGCCCCAGCUACCCCUACAUAUUUUUGACGACGCGGACCACGUCGAGGUCGCUACCAUAGCUUGGCGGAAGUAUGGUGGAAAGCCCGUGGCCGUCGCGUUGCGGCAGGACCGCUCGCCGAGUGAUCAGGUCUCGGACUUUGAACGAAGGUUGGGGCGGUGGGUGCCCUGUACCAUCUUGCAGCAUUCUGACGACGGCGACGGGCGCAACCACCGCGUGAAAUGGUUCGACGACCCCUGGCCGCCUGAAAGUUGGGUCCCGGCCGUCGCGACGAUCGGUGCCUGGCAGGACCGGUUCGUGUCGAUCAAUCGGUUGCAGGGGGCUCUUAUAAGGCGCGCCGCUUGUGAAGAAAGACUACGCCUCCGCCACUUCUUCGCGUCGGCGCCUUUGUGCAAAAAAGUCAUCGCAAAUUUGAGGAACGAGCUCUUUCCCACUUUAGACGAACGUGUACAUAGAGAAACGAAGCCCUGGCGCAACGAUGUUCAAUUAGCCAAGGAAAUGGACGAGGCCGAGCGCGACUACGUCAUCGAGAUGCAGGGUUUUAUAUUCGCCCAGUUGGCCAAGGCAGCCUUCGCCGGCGAGGCUCCAUCGAGAGACGUGCGCUUCCUCUCGUCGGACGGGACAUUAGAUUUGCCUGCGUUGGAUGCCCUGGCGGUCAAGUUCGCGCCGGGUUACUGUACGGCCGAACUUGAUGAUUUUGACAGGGACGCCUUCGUUUCGAAGGAUACGCACCGGCGGUUCCUCCUGGCGAAGCACGCCCUGCUCCACGUCGCUCCUGAGGCUUCGGAAGCGAUUGAUGACGAGGAUGUGGAGGAGGGACAACAUGCGAAUUGGAUUUCAAGUAAGUGGGGCACUUCUGACGAACCGACGGCGGACGAGGGCUACCGUAUUGAUGGUAAUGCCUCGCCCGCUCGAAAACCGGUCGUCCUGCCGCUCAAGGCCGGCUUGACGCGGGAGAUCCAUUUUCCUGAUGAUGUGGUUGAUAAGCACGACGACGGCCAUUUUAACGAAUUGCACCCGUUUGUGGGCUCCAGAUUUGCUCUGUGCGCGACGCAGGGGGCUCAAAAGAUCAUUGCGACGCAUUCGUUAGAUGCCACAUUCCUUGUCCACCGCCCUGUACAGCUCUCGCCGGCGGCCUUUCAGCGCCUCUUCUCCGAGGUCCUGAGUAAAGGCCUCCCGGCCGUUGAGAAAACCUGGCCGAAGGACGUCGGCGAGGCCUUGCGGACAGGCCUGACCGGCCUCGUGGAGCCGUGCUUCGACCCGACGCGCGUCGAGUACCACGGGGACCUCUUCGACACGCGCAAGUCGCCCCAGGAGCCGCUGCGGCGCUUGCUGGAGCGGACGCGGUACGCCAUGGCCACGGAGCUGGAUACGGCGCUGCGGAUCGCGACUGCGAGAUACGUCGAAGCCGUCGAGGAGACUUGUAGGGACGAUCGAUUCCUACGAAAACCCUGGUUCCGCCUCGACCUCGACAUCGACAUAAAGGAUGAUCUAAAUGACGACAUGACGGCCUCGGAGAAGCGCAAGGUCCAGAAGCAGUGGUCCUUUGCGAAGAAGGGCCAGCUCCGCGACGCCGACAUCGCCGCCGCUUUGGUCAUGCCGCUCCAGAAGCUGUUCGAGGGCUGCGCGCGCUGCGGCGACCCCUGCGUCUCCGCCCUAAGUCAUCUGCAGUACGUGCCGCCGCGCGCGAUCACGUGCCCCUGGGACGGCGCGUCGGAGGCGCAGCCGGCGUGGGUCCGCGACGCCCUCCGGCGCCUGCGGGCCUGCGCGGCGACGGCCGCGGACCCGGUCGCGACUUAUGUGCGGGACGUCGGCGCCAUGCUUGAGCGGGAGAUGCGCGGCCGCGACUCGGCCGAGCUGUCACUAAAAAGGAACUAUGCCGAGGAUGUGCGGUCGCACGACCUUGAUGAUGAAGAGUGCGAGCUGGAGCCCGCCGACACGUCCUUGGGUCGCGCGCGCAACGCCGUCAAGAAGGGAGGAUUGGGCCCCGCGCCGCCCGCGCUCCCGAAAGAUGUCCGCACGAUCGCCCGGGAACUUAAUGAAGGCAAGACCACGAUCGAGUCCGCGUCAGCAUCGUUGGACGCCUCGCCGCGGCGCCUCUGCGCCCUGACGGAGUGCGACGCUAGCAUCGCGCGGCGGUCGCUGCUGCGCGCGUUGCAUGGCGUGCGGCGCGACACGUUGGAUGGCCACGCGGACCAAUGCUACCUGAUCGGGACGUGGUGCGAGACGCGAUGGCGCAAAAUCAAAGCUGUUUUAGAUACGCCCUGCUCGGACGCCGAGACGACCGUGGCUGUUGAAAAGUUCGUGGAAGUGGUGCCUCAGCUCAUAAAGCCUAUAUUGGCCACAGCCAGAGACGCGUCUAAUAUAGCGGAGCUCUGCGCGUUACAUGGAAGGCCCCUCAACGCCGUCGAGGGCAUGUGCAUCGCGCGAGCUGAUAGAGCGUGGGAACCAAAAGUGCUGAAAUCCUUGAAACGCGCCAAGGGUGAAUGCGUACGCAUGCGCGCGCAGCACACGGAACGUUUAGAUGAUGAUAGGGCGGAGUACGAGGAGCGCCUGGCCGAGGCCGCGGUGCUCGUGCGGAAAGCGUGCCAGUACGACGCCGCGCGAUUCCGGGGCGACGCGGCCUUCGACGGGGCCUUGAAGGCCGUCGCGAAACGGUCAACUGAUUGCAAGGACGCCCAGGAGAGCAUCGAGGCGCUGACGCAGGAACUUGCCGACUUGAACCGGCGCGAGGGCAUUCUCAGCAAAGACCCGACGCCGGCGGAUUCUCUGGAAGCGCUCGUCGACGCCUUCGAGCCCCACCGCCUCCUCGCCGCGGCUGGCGAGCACAACGUCGAGGCGACGGACGCCUUUGCCAGCAUGAGGCUCGGCGAGGCGCGCGACGAGGCCUUCCUGGCCCACCUGCAGCCGACCUAUGACUUGGCGCGGCGCGGCGGGAAAAUCCUCGCGGACCGGCAAGCAUUGCUGGACGCCGCGAACGCGAAGAAGGCUUUUAAUGAGAGACUCGUGGCGCGCGAGGACCCGGCCGUCGUCGCGGCCUGCGACUGGUGCGGCGCGGGAAAGCUCAGGGAGAGUUACGGCGACGUCGACCGCCUCGUCGACGCGCCGGCGGGCCCGGCCUGGACGAAGUCAUUGAUCGCGGCGCGCGUCGUCGCGUCGGCGGAGCGCCAGGUCUGGCUAGCGCGAUGUGUUCAAGAUUUGGAGGGCGGGCUCGACGCCGCGGCGUUUCGAGCAAAGCCCGUCGUCGACGCCGUGACUUAUGUGGUGAAGGGCCUGGCGGCCGGCGGCGACCGGGACUGGGUUGUAAAAGGAGACGAGUGCUCGACCCUCGAAAUGUGGGGCGCCGAGCUCGCUGCUUUAUUAGGCUUUCCUCUUGGUAGGGGCUUCGAAGUGCGGAGGAUCACCGAUUCCUUAGUCAAGAACCGCCACGCCGUCGCAAGGCUCGCGGACGCUGCUCACAGGUGCCGCCGGGCCCUGGCGCUGGCGCGCCGCCUCGAGGCCGUCUGGAACAAUCAGCUCUUGGACAUCGUGCCUCACCAAGUCACAAGGCCCGCGGAGCGCGCCAAGAGCGGCAAGAUGAAGGACCCCAAGGUCGUCGUCGCGGGCAACAAGCUUGUGAAGUUGGAGGCGCUGUUCAGGGCCUUCGACACGUGUCUGGUCGAGCUCGACGCCUGCCGCACGGGGCCGUUAUCAGGUGAAGGAGACAAUUCGCCUUCGGUCAUGGCCGACGCUUCUGUAAAGAACCUCGCGUCGCGAUUGCGCGCAGCCGAGGAAACGCUAGAAAGGUGGGCGACCGUCCAAGGGAAGUGGGAGGCCCUGGCUACCGUCUUUGCCGCCGGCGGCGACGCCCUAAGGAAGCAGCUGCCCCACGAGGCGGCGACCUUCUCGAAAGUCACCAGGGCCCUCGCGAAGUGCUGUGCUGCCGCGAAGGGCGUGAAUGGCCGCGCGAGGGUGAUUGAAGUUCAAGAUCGACUUGCUCCUCUGAAAAACGUAUUAGAAGACGCUUUGAUUGAUGUGGAAGAGGCCACGCGCGGUAUCCAUGACUUCGCGGAAGCUCGCAGAUUAGCUUGCGCGCGGCUCUGCAUGGUCUCGGAACAAGACUUGUGGGAUUUGUUGAUCGGCGACCCCGACCAGGACCCCCGCGAAACGAAAAGACGAGCGAGGAAAGCUGUCGUGUUGUGCUUCCCGGGCGUUUCCGACGUCCGUUUUGUGGGAGACUCGCUGAGGAUCGAGGCGUUGGUCGCGCGGCACGAGCCCUACGCGAAGAAGGCCGACCUGUCGACCUUUGACGAGGAAGAUAUCCAUGAAACGUUGGAACUCGCGAAGACCGAGGAUGUGGACGCCGGCGGCCGUUGUGAGUUGUGGCUGAACGAGCUCGAGAAAGGUAUGAAAGAGGCCGUGCAAGCUCUGACGCAAGCUUCUGCCGAGGCCAUGCUCAAGGAACCAGGGAGAGGCGCCUGGUGUUUACAACAGCAGGCGGCUUCUGGAUUGCUGGCGGCGCGGUGCGCCUUCACGGCGGAGGCCGAGGGUUUGUUGACGGACAGAGGCUUCGUGGGCACGAACGAGUUAAAGAGGAGGCAACUCGUACGCAUCAACUCCGUGGCGCGACGCCUGAAAGAAAACCACGCGAGGCACACUUUCCAGAAAUUGCAAACUUUUGCGGCCUUCGAGGUCGAAGGUCGAGACGCGGCGGAUUCGUUAAUUGAAAGCGUGUGUGCUUCCUGCGAGGACUUCGCCUGGGCUGCUCGUUUGAGGUUCUACUUCGAGAAUCCCGCGGCCAUCGCCAUGGACGGCGUGGAGGCGGGGCGCGUCGUCGCCGAGGCGGCGUUGAGUCGCCGCUUCUGCGGCGACGAGUACCGAGGGGGCGCGGCGGGCGAGGCGCUGUUCAUCACGCCGAAUUGUGAAAGAUGCAUGCUCGAGAUUCUGGCGGCGCUGCGAGUUGGUGUUACUGCGUCACUCAGCGGUGGCACCGGCAAACGGAGCCUAGCGGAGAAAUUAGGAGAAAUGCUGGCGCAGCCCGUCGUCCGCCUCCACUGCAUGGACGUGGACGAAUCGUUGUUGAGGCGCGUCUGCACGGGCCUCGAGAACGGCGGUCUGUGGUUAGUCCUCGCGGGCGUCGCCAGGGCGUCUUCUAAUGUGAUCGCAUCGCUGGCGCAGCACCUCGCCUCACUGGAAAACGCGACGCGCGCGGAGGCGCAUCAUCCCCACGAGGCCCACGGCCCGAAGCACCGGCGGCCCCCGCCCGGAUCGAGAGAAGACGGCCCGGCGGUCAUCCUCUGCUUCGACGGGUUACCGACGCGGUUCCCAGCCGCGCUGGCGGCGCGGGCGCGGCCAAUUCUGCGGACGGCGCCCGACCUUCACCGCGUCGCGGCGCUCGCGCUCGCCGCGCACGGCUUCACGUCGGCCGGCGCGAUCGACGGCGGCCGGCGGCUCGCGUCCGCCAUCAGACUUCUAGGUGACGCGAGCUGGGCGGCCGCCGCCGCGCGGACGGGGUCGGACGAAGGCGCCGCCGCGUGGUCCGCGUUGGCGGCGCUCGCGUCGGCGCGCCCGGUCCGCGUCGUGGUCGCGUGCGUGAACGCGGCGGCCGCGGCGCGCGCCGCCUACGACGAGGACGCGCUCGCGCGCGGCGACGGUCAACUUGUCGCGGCCGCCUUCGUCAAGGUCGCCCUCAAGCUUGCAUCUACCUCGGAGAACGCUUCUUUGUUAGUGCGCGAGUUGGUCCGGGACGCCUUCGCCGACUGGAGCGGCGACGUGGCACCGCCGGACGACACUGACGACGGCCGCGAAGCUGCCCGGCAGGAACUAGUCGAGGCGGGCUGCGACCCGCGGCCCGAGGCCAUUGAUGUGCUGGUCGCGGCGCGGCAGGCCCUCGCAGCGAAGCGCGCCGUCUGCGUCGUCGGACCCGCGGGCUGCGGCAAGUCGCGCGCACUCCGUUCUUUAAAGGCGACGCGCGUCUACCCGCAAGCGCUCAGUUCGCCGGACGCGCUCGACGCCGUCCUCCGGACGCGGACGAAACACGUCGACGUGCACUUGAACCGGAUCCGAGAGUGGCAAGAGUCGGAGACGUGCGAGACCGUCGUCGUCGAUGGUGUUGUUGACGGUUUGAUUGGAGAUGUCCUCUGCGCGACGCUUGAUAACAUAGGGGCGCCGACGGCGCAGGGCGCGCACCGGAGCUCAAUGAUGGACAAGCGCAUCAUCGUCGAGACGGACGACCUGUCCAACGCGUCGCCCGCGCUCAUCAAUCGGCUGCAAGUCGUGCACUACGCUUCACAUGAUGCGACGCUCGACGUGAGUUCUAGAGUUGCGCUCUUGGUCGACGACGUCAUGGCCGACGCGAUGCCUUCCCUCAAGUCAAAGCUCCAGGCCGCCAUAGCGCUGCUGGCGCCGUGCGCCUUCCAGAAGCAUGCGAGCGGGUCGUGCGCGGGGACGUUCGUCGCUCUUUUGGAUGGGUUAUUACUCGCUCCCCUACGACCGCGGCCCGGCGCGCCGCUGCCCCCGCUACGCGCCUGCGCGCGGGCGCCGGAGGUCGUGAAUAGUGCGGUGGCCUGGGCGCUCCUGUGGGCCGUUGGCUCGGUGCAACCCGAGCAGGAGCGCCUUGCUUUCGAGCUGGAGUUCGUGGCCAAGGCGCGGCCUUUGGUGGACUUCUACCCGCCCCUGCCGGAGGACAACCUUUAUGGCUACUGCCUCGAUAUUGGAAGAGCUCGCUGGGUGCCGUGGGCGGACUGUUUGCCCAAGGUCUCCCGGGCGCCUCCUCUCCCGAUUCCUUCGACACACCAUUGCGGUGCCAUCUACCUGCCGACGCCGGCCGCCGCCGCCGGGGCGCGGCUCGCGCGGCUCGCCAUGUGCAGCAACGCUUCGGUCUUGUUAAUAGACGGCAUGCGCGACGGCGACGCCGUCGCUGGGGCGCAGGCCGCGCUCCAAGGUUUGUUGGGCUGCGUCGACGGCGUCGCGACGCAGUUCGACCGCGCGCUGAUCACGACGCAGGAGGAGCUCAAAGCACAGGCACAAAAGUCGCCCAAGAAGAGGAAGAAGAAGAAGAAGCCGGGCGUCACCGAGGGCGCCUAUAUGAAAAUAGAGCUGGCGCCCCUCGAGGCCCUGGAGGGUGCCGAGCCGGUAGUUCUGCCGCCGGGGCGCGGCGAACUGCCGCCCGCCGAACGGCCCUUCGAUGCGUGUGCGGUGUAUUCGUCAUUGGGCACGACGGCCGCGGAUCUGCGGAGUGCGUUCGAGCGGUGCCUCGACCGGCGGCGGCGGGGCGUCCUCGGUGGUAUUGGUGGACCCUUAUUUGUCAGAAUGGACGACGUCGCUUUAUUACCGCGCGGGCCGUCGGAGUUUGUAAGACAGGUGCUCGACGCGCAGAGCUAUACGACUGGAGAGGGUACGAUGCGACUGGAAGACGUGUCCGUCGUCGCCACGGCGUCGGACGGGCUGCCGUUCGACUUUGAUCGAGUCGAGAAGAGGGGCGAGGUGCGCCACGCGCCCUGGUGUUUCCAGGAGAUCGCGCCGCGGCUGGCGUCGAGGAUGUGCGUGCUGCGUGUUGAUGAUGAGGGCGCGCUGGGCCUGGCGACGGCCUUCGCGUCCGUCGUAGUAGGUCAACCGGCACGCACGAUCGAUGCCUUGGCGAGGUGCACAGUGGAGCUCGUGCAGCAGUGCGCCAAAGUUGCCCGCGGUUUGGUACAGCCCGCUUCUUCUCAACAAGUUGUCCUGGACACGGGCGGCCUGCAGUACGGACGACGAGAUUUGGUAAGAAUCCUGCAGGGGUUUUUGCUCGUUCCACCGUCGAAGGCGGCCGAGCUCACGCGGCUCUGGGCGCACGAGUGUCGGCGGUGCCUCGCGGAUAGAUUAUCAGAGACGGGUUCAUUCUCAAAAUCCGACUUCGAGGACCUCCUGAAGGACGCCGCAUCUCAAGAGGGCCCGCAGGAGCUGGGCGGCCAGGAGUUUUCGACGAUUGUGCCCGAAGAUUCAGAACUUGACUUUUGCGACAUGGUGUUGCCGGAUGAAGAAGAGGGAGAGCUCGGCGCGGACCCGUACUUCACGACGGAGCUGCGCGACGAUGGGGUGGAUGAUGUCAUGCGGAAAUUAAGAGGAGAGGCGUCGACGGUCGACGAGGAGUCGGUGCCGUCGUACAUUCCGCCGCCCCGGGCCAAGCCUUAUCUCAUAGAAGCGGCACCACCUCGACGCGCCUACGCUCGCUUAGAAAAGACGCCGGUCUACGCGGCGGCCGCGCGCGCAAAGCUUUGCCACGGCGCAUUUGUGAAGGAGUCCCUGCGGGAGGAUGUUUCAAUAGCGCAUCCCGUCAGUCGGUGUAUCCAUGACGUCAUGCGCGUGGCGCGGUGCCUGCGCCGGCCGGGCGGUCACGUCGUUUUAUUAGGUGGAGCGGCGUCGGGCCGCCGCACAGUCGCGCGGCUCGCGUGCCGGUUGAUCGGCGGCGAGGUCAUGACGGCGUCGGACUUAAUAAGGACGCAGGGCUCAUCAAGUUUCCGCGAGGCGCUGUGUCAGGCUUUAAGUCGCCUCGGCGACGUCGAGCCGAGCCCCGUCGGCCUGCCGAAGCCGCCGCCGGUGCCGCCGCCCCUCCCCACGGUCAUCGAGGACGAGGCCCCGGUCGUCGACGCGCCGGCGCCGGCGCCGGCGCCAGCACCGGGGCCAGCACCGGCGCCAGCACCAUCACCGGCGCCCGCGCCCGCGCCGGCCGUCGAGGAGGCGGCGGCCCCGGCGCCCCCUCAAUCAGAACCCAAAAAGAGUCGCGCGCGGACGCCCUCGCCGGCCCGGAAGGCUCGCAAGAAGGGCAAGAAAAAGCGCGCCAAGAAGGAAGCGGCGGAAAUUCCAACAGAAGCCACCGAGCAGCACCUAUUGACGAUCGUCGUGGGCGACGACGAGCUCGGCGACGACGCCGCGGCGUGGCGCGCGCUCGCGGCCGCCAUGGUUUGUGAUGAGGCCGCGGCCACGGCCGACGACGACGACUUCGAUGCGAGUCGCACGGGGAAAGCCGCGGCGCGCGCGGCGCGCGUCCGUGGCCGCCUGCGCGUCGUCGUCUGCGCGACGGUCGGCGACGACAACCGCGCGACGGCGGCGCUGGCCGCGCGCGAGCCCGCUCUCUUUACAUCGGCGUGCGUCGUGCGCUGCGGAUCUGAUGACGCCGCGGCGCGCGCGGACCUGGCUCGUUCUAUGUUAACCGAGUGGCCAGAGGACGCGCCGCAGCUCGCGGCGGACCUCCACACGAUAUCAGCGAAAUAUGUCAAAGCGACGCCGGGCCACUUCCACGCGUUCCUGCGGGACGCGGCGCGCGCUCAUACAGCGAGGGUGGCGGAGACGGGGCGGCGCCUCGAUCGUUUGAAUAGCGCGCUCACGUGCUGGCGCGCGGCGAAGACGGCCGCGGCGCAGCUCAAGUGGGCGACGGCGAACGCCGGGCAAAUCGCGGCGCAGCAGAAGAAAGCCGCGGCCAAGGCGAAAGCGGAUCGGGAAGCGCUCGAGGGCCGCGCCUCGGAGCUCAACGACGAGUUGACCGCGGCUUUGAAGAGUGGAGACGCGGCGACGCAGGACUCAUGCCGCGAGGAGCUGGGGGCCAUCUCGCAGCGCAUGGAUGAUCUGGACGAAGCGAACAGAAAAGCGAAGGAGACGAGCCUCGCCCAGGGCGACGCGAAGGGUAUUGCCGAGCGGCGGUCCACGGUUGCCGUGCAGUUCGCCGAGGCUCUGACGGCCGACGCCGUGCGCUGGGCUUGUGAAUAUGAGGGAUUGAAAGCAGCGCGCGAGAAUGCAUGUCGAGACGCGCUCCUCGCGGGCGCGGCCGGCGCGUAUCUCGGGAGCCUCGAUCUAGAGAAGCGCUUAGAGCUCUGGGAGGCGUGGCGGAAGCGUAUCGAUGAGGUGCUUCCUCUAUCCGAACCGGCGGCGCUCGAGGACGCCCCGCAACAACCUUCCCAUGGUGACCAGGACCCGGACGCGUUGACGGUCGCGACGCUCGGCGCUUUGAGAGAUACGCUCGAGUGGCGGCUGGGCGCGGUCUACGCCGACGAGCCCGGGAGCGGCGUCUCGGCGGCCUGCACGUUACUGUGCGCGCGGUGGCCCUUACUGAUCGACCCGCUGCGCGUCGCGCGGAAGUUCAUCAUGCGAUGCGCCGUCGCCACGGGGCCGCAGCGCGGCACGUUCGUCGACGAGGAGACGGGCGAGCGGGAGCCGGGCGUGCUCUCGUGCCGGAUAGGGCACGCGGAUUUUAGUGAAACGCUCGCGGACGCCUUGCAUGGCCACUGGCUCAUCGUCGAGGGAGUGGGGGAGGCGCUGCUGCCCUUCGAGCUCCUCCCGGUCGUGCAAGGCGGCCGGGCGGUAGCUCCGAAAAAUUUCAACCUCUUUCUGAUUGCAGAUGAUGAUUCUAUAUCUGCGAGAUUGCGAGGCUGCUGCAACGUCGUCAAGAUCAACCCGAGUGCGGCGUUAUCUUCACGUGCCAUGUGGGAGUGCGUCGCGCAGCACGAGCUGCCGUCCCUAGCAAGCACGUUGGAUCGGCUCGCGUUCAAACGGGCCGUGGCGGACCGCCAAGCCCAAGCGGCCGAGGACCGGCUCUUCGGCGCCCUUGUCACCUGCGCGGCGCCGACGGACGGCGAGGCGAUUGGAGGAGAUCACGACGCGAUCGGUACGAAUGCGAUCGCCGAGGAACUCAAAAACGCCGAGGGGCGCCUGGCCGCGGCGAAGCCCGACUUCCAGGCCGAGAUGCGCAAGCACGUCCACGUCUGGAAGCUCUGCGGCAGGGAUCGCCGCGGUCCCGGCAUUGCGGCCCAUUUGUUCGACGACCGCGAGGUGCUCAUGGACGCCGAGGAGACGAUCAAGGACCUGGGGUUCAAGCGGGGGCAGCUGGCGGAGAUGCGGGAGGAGGACCGGCAAGGGAGGAUUGCAUUGGCACCUUUAAGGCCGGUCGCGGCGCGGUUGGGGGCCAUGUGCCUCGCCAUCGGAUCGGAUCUCCUCUUCCAGAGCGCCGGUCGAGCCAUCGCGUCGCUCAACACGCCGGCGCGACUGCCUCCCAAAGCGCCUACGAAAGAAAACGAAGAAGAGAAGGUCCACAAACGCGUCGCCGCAGUUCGUAAAGCCGUCGUCCGGGCGGCGUCGGCGGUGGCGCUCCGCGGAUGUCUCAGUAAAGAACUCACCGCGCUCAAGGCGCGCUUGUGUGCCCGGCCGGACUGGAGCGACGCCGAACGAGAUGAAUGGCGCUUCGUGCUUACCGGCGAGGUCGGGCCCGCGACGGAUCCGGUCGAGGAGGAUUUCAUGGCGCUCAAGAGUGGGAAUAAUCUCGUCGGCGGCGCGAAACGGCGGCUGGAAGACCUCAAGCUCGCGCGCCGGGCGUCGUUACCGAACGAGACGCGCUGCGGCCACUGGCUCUUCGCAGCGGACGCGCGGGCACGAGCCAAGGCCUGCGGCACACUUCCAGCGCUCGCGGGGCUCGAGAAGACGCUCGAUAAUUGGGAGAAGGUCCUGGAGUCGGCGACGCCUUAUGAUGAAGAGUUCCCGAGCCCGUACGCGGAUUUAACCCCGCUGCAGCGGCUCUGCGUCAUACGCGCGGUCCGCUUCGACGCGCUAGCUGCGGCGCUCGAGGCCUUCGCGGCGGCCGAGCUCGGUCAAGCUGAGGAAGAUUCUGCCCUCGAAAAAGCAGCUUCACUGGACGACGAAUCGGCACCGCCUAUCAUUCUGCGCGUCUCGCCGGAGGCCGACGACGGUCGCGAGGCGCUGCAGCGCGUCGCGGACGCGAACGGCGUUAGGCUAGUGGUCGUAGGCGCGGACUCGCACGCGGCCCGCGCGGUCGCCCAGGCGGCCUCGGAGGGCGCCUGGCUGCUGGUGACAGACUGCGCAACUGCAUCUCCUGAAAUCCUAUCUGCGGUGGCUUGGGCCGCCGUCGACCAGCCGCUCGUCGAGCGAGGCGUCGCGGGCAAACCGGCGCACGCGACCUUCCGGCUCUGGCUGAGCGUCGUCGAGGACGUUAGCGAGGAGUCACAUGUCGACUCGCUCACAUCGCUAAGGUUGGUGUCCGCGCCGUCGGUCAAGGCGGUGCCGCAGGCGCUGCUCGCGGCGUCGACCGUCGUCGCGCUCGACGCGCCGCGGACGCUCGCCGAGUCCGUCGAACGCACGACGUCACUCGUUGGUGAUGAUGAAGGCAUAUCAGAAGCGGCCUUGCGGUGCGCGACGACUCUGGCGGUCUGCGGCGAGCGGCGCGAUGCCCUCGGGUCCCUGGGUUGGAACGGUGGCGGCGUGUCGCAACUCUCAGGGGCGGCUUCUCACGCCAUCCAAGGCGUUUGGCCUUUUAUUGCGCCCGAAAUUACUCCGCCGGGCCGUCGGUCGCUGCUCAAAGCCGUCGGCCGCGCCGUCAAAGGCGGGAGGUGGAAGGAAUUGCAAACUCUCAUUGUGGGCAUCGGAGCGACUAGCUGUGGCGGUGACGUGGACCAGCGGUUGCUGGAAUUCGUCGCUAAGUCGAUCGGCUCGACGAAAGCACAGCAGUUGCUUGAUUGGCCCGAGGACGCCACGACGUGGACGACGGCGGAGCUGCCCGAGAAACGAGCUGCGGAGGAGGUCGGCGGUGCGCCCAUUCUUGCUGCCCUUCGCGGCAGCGCUGAAUCUGCGUCAGCGACGUCAAAGGCGGCACGAGCCGGUUCCUACUUCCCCGAGACCGUGCUCGACGACGUCCGGCUCGCGGCGACGCUCGACCUGUGCUUCAAGGCGGCGGACGUCUUCGGGCCCAGGCUCGACGAGGAGGCGCCCCGCCAGGUGUCCUUGGAGCCCGACGAUGCGCCCGUCGCCGACGAAGCGCCCGGCGCUGCAGCGAGGCCCGACGUGAAAGCGGCCGUCGGUUCCGUCGAAGAAGAUAUUGUGGCCAUGUGCACCAAGCGGCGCGAACAGGCCUUCAAGGCCGCGUGCGCCUGGGCGCGACGCACAAAAAAUGCGAAGCCCGAUGAGCCUGAUUAUACCGAGGCGCCGGACCCACCGACGGAGUUCGACGGGAUAUUGCUGCGGGAGCGUGAUAGACUGCGUAUUUUGGCUUCCAAAGUCUUCGCGGACGUGGCUGCUUUACAAAGUUCGCUCGUGGGCUCGGCGCCAGCGAGUGACGAGGAGCGCCUACGUUUGGGAGAUGUUGCUUCGUCGCUGCGGCGCCUCGAAAUACCCGCGGCCUGGCGCAACGCAUCGGCGCCACCGGAAACGAUGGCCUCGCUCGGCGAUUGGUUCGACCACGUGAAAGCCAGAGCGCGGUUGCUCACAGGUUGGUACGAAGCCCUGGCGCCGCCGAGUCCUAUUCCUUUAGAUCUACUCGCGGAACCAGCUGCCGUUGUGCACGCAGUGCGGUUGCAGGCGGCGCGCCACUGGGGCGUCCCGCUCGACGAGGUCUGGCUCGACUCGCGGGCCAAGCCCGAAGAGGACGAUGAUCAGAGCGACCUCGACUCGUUCAAGGGCGACGAGGUGUCCCGGUCGCGGGCGUCGACGCCGGCCGCGAGCCGCGCGGCGACGCCCGGCGAUGAUCUCAUAGAUGAGAAAAUGCCGGUCGAGCCACCCAAACUAGUCGUAUCAAUCACGGGCAUGACGAUAGAGGGCGCGCGCUGGGACCAGUUCGCGCCGGACGGCGGGGCGCUGCGGGAGUGCGAACGCAUCGACGGGCCGUUUGAUCCGGCGCCGGUGGUCAGUCUCAUUCCCCUCGCCCGAGAAGCCUUCUUCGAUGAGGACGAGGAGGCCGAAAGACUCUCGCCAAAAGGCGUGUACCGCUGCCCCGUCUUCGCGUCGACGCGCCACACGGAGGUUCUGUUCUGGAUCAACCUGAAAGCAUACGAAAAUACCGCGGAGCGAAAUCGGACGGCGUCCGAAUGCCUCUCGCGACCGGAACGCGACGCGGGCAAGGUGCUGGACCAGCCGUUCUUCAUUGUCCGAGGCGUCGCCGCAGUGCUCGCUGUGCCGCCGGCGACGGUUAUCGUGGACACUUAGUUUGUGGAGUAAGAUACUCUUUGUUAUUAA
Pelagomonas calceolata is the source of this 15363-nucleotide messenger RNA. NCBI's taxonomy places the organism in Eukaryota, Pelagophyceae, Pelagomonadales, Pelagomonadaceae. The record is from the annotation of a GenBank genome assembly.